Oncorhynchus gorbuscha (pink salmon) is the source of this 5847-nucleotide messenger RNA. RefSeq names its product phosphatidate phosphatase LPIN3-like. Gene Ontology annotation, cellular component: nucleus. Gene Ontology annotation, biological process: cellular response to insulin stimulus; triglyceride biosynthetic process; fatty acid catabolic process. The record is from RefSeq and is a predicted model, not a curated record. Gene Ontology annotation, molecular function: phosphatidate phosphatase activity; transcription coactivator activity. The coding region runs from base 427 to 3801 and encodes 1124 amino acids. Lineage: Eukaryota; Metazoa; Chordata; Actinopteri; Salmoniformes; Salmonidae. The transcript is spliced from 19 exons.
AUAGAUCAGCCAAGCUUUUCAGAAACUGCUGGCCUGGCUGUCAUGUGCAGUGAGAGGGGAAGUGUGAAUUGUGUAUACGUGCCUUAAUGUGUGUGUUCGUGAUCGAGGGAGCGGUGAUGUGAGUGAAUAUACUGGGUCUCUCACAUAGACUUCUAUAUUGCAUUCCAGCUCAGAACACAUGGGCCUAGAGACUAUUAACGCUAGGCUAGUAUAUGCCAAUUAGAAAACCCUCCUCGGGACGGGUCUUUGUAGGGGCUGAAAAUGACAUUUUCUUUUCAAAGUAUCCGCAGUUCUACUAAGGUGGUCUUGGAGUCUUCUAGCCUAAGUGUCCAAAAUGUAGCCUAGUGGAGGGCUAACUGGAGGGCCAGUGGACCGAUUCUGGGGAGCAUAAAGAAUUCUGGGGGAUGAAGGAAGUUUGGGUGACUGAUGGCGGAAGGGGGGUCCAGGGAACAAGGCCUUGUGGGGAAAGUACAACUUCACUUCUCUCUGUUGUCCCAGACCAUGAACUACGUGGGGCAGCUGGCAGAGUCGGUGUUUGUGACGGUGAAGGAGCUGUACCGGGGCCUGAACCCAGCCACGCUCACGGGGGGCAUCGAUGUCAUCGUGGUGCGCCAGCCCGACGGCAGCCUCCAGUGCUCCCCAUUCCACGUGCGCUUCGGCAAGCUGGGGGUGCUGCGCUCCAAAGAAAAAGUGGUGGACAUUGAGAUCAACGGGGAGCCAGUUUACCUGCAAAUGAAGCUGGGGGACAACGGAGAAGCUUUCUUCGUGGAGGAAAAUGAGGAUUUUGAGUCCAGAGUGCCAGCCCACCUCUGUACGUCACCCAUCCUCAUCGAGCUCCCGGAGGGGGCCGAGGAGACCUUUGAAGGCCCCCCCACUUCCGGUAGCACACGCAGGAAGAAGCGGCGGCGCAAACGCAUACGCUCCGACUCCCACCUAAGAGAUGAUGGCAGCUCCUCGUCCGAUGAGAGGGAGAGAGAGCGGGAGCAGACUGAACAGGAGAGCCCUUCCAAAGAAGAGCUCUCCACAUCCAUGCUCGCCAGUAAGUCGGUGUACUUCUCGCUGUCUGAGCAACCGUAUGAAGAGUUUGGGGCCGUGCAGACCAGGGACGUACACCCUCACUCAGAGGGAGAGUGGUCCCCCUCAGAGAGCAGUGUGUUCUACAGUCGUCCUUCCUCCCCCAAGAGUGACUCCGAGCUGCUGGUGAAGCCUCAGGAGUCCUCAGGGCCUCAGAUGCAGUGGAACUGGGGUGGCUUUCCAAAGAUGUGUUUGGCGGAGAGGGGGACGGUGGAAGUGCAGCGCGUCUCCCCUGGUAUCCACUGCUCGGACAGCUCCCACUUCCGCACCAUCCAGUGGCAGGACUCCUUCGACAUGGGCCAGGAGCCCGAUUUCAGCUGUGGCCGAGCGAACAGUAGCGUAACUGUGGUGGUCAGGCCCAAGCCCAGGACAGGACCACCGGUCCCACCCACAGAGACUUCCCCCAUAGACCUGGAGAGAACCUCUAAGAGAAGCUCCAGCCCAUAUCACCCCACCGCAGAGCCACUGACUUUAGCAUCAUUAGCGAUGGCUAGCAUGGACUCUUCCCAGGCUCCAGGGCAUACAAAAAAGCUGCCCCAAGUAGAGACCCUGCAGGCAGGGGAGGAGGGAGCCAAGGAGUCUGCAUCCAACCUGGAGCUGAAAGAGGCAAGAUCCUCCCUGGCUAACAUAGUUAGCAUUGCUAAUGGAGGAAAUACUGAUAGCGUAGCUAGUGAAGGAAGCAUAGGUGAUGUUGAAUGUGUAGCUAACACAGUUAGCCUAAUUGAAAAAGACUGCAUAGACACACCUAUCCCACCCCAAAAGGGUAGCAAAGCUUGCACAGACAGACUAGCUAGCAACAGGAUAGAUACUUUAGCAAACACUGCUAGCUUACCUGACACUGCUAGCUUAGCCAAUGCAGCAGGUACCAACAUUGUCACAGAGUCUCUCGAUAGGAUAGAACACCCAGACCAGGACAGUGCCUUACCAGAAACCAAUGGACAGGGGUUUGCAGAAGGAGUUAUCGUGAGUGAGUGCAACAGCGGGAUCAAGCCCUGCACCGAGGGAGGGGAGGAGAUGGAGAUCAAAUCUGUUAUGACGGACAGAGCCCCAGAGGGCUCCCUGACCAAUCAGGCUGCGGAGAGUAUUGGAGUGACAGACAUGGAAGCCACUGAGGCUCUGGGGGAGGAGCAUUCUGGCUCAGCAGUCACAACGGGCAAAGCAGAGCACAGAGACAAGAAGAAAGGUAAACGCAGUCAGCACCUAGGACCCUCCGACAUCUACCUGGACGACCUGUCUAACCUUGACCCAGAGGUGGCAGCUCUCUACUUCCCGCCUAAAGGUGAGACAGAAGGGAGCUCGCGGCAGGGUGCUGAGCAAGGGUCUGGGUCUGGUAACCAGUCUCCCCAGUCGGUGGGCAGCGGGGCCAUGGACAGCGGAACAGAGUACCUGUCGGACUCCACCUCCGACCACAUGGAUGUCAGCAUGUCCCUCUGCGGCCGCACCGGCCACACCAGCCAAAUCAACAAAGAUAAGUUUAUGGAACAAGUUGUGAACUACCAAGAUUUGGUGAGCAACCCUGGACUUAUCGAAGAUCCAAAUCUGGUUAUCUGCAUCAACUCAAAGUACUAUAACUGGGCAGUAGCUGCCCCUAUGGUCCUGUCAAUGCAAGUCUUUCAAAAGAAUCUACCAAAGAGUGCCAUUGACCAGCUGGUGAAGGAUAAGAUGCCCAAAAAGUCUGGCCGCUGGUGGUUCUCCUGGAGGAGGAAGGACAUGGACACUAACCCAAACCAGCCUGGAGAGAAUUCCAAGCAGGAUCAAGAGAAGGCACAAGCAGAGACUGAAGAAGCCUCAACCUCUGUUUCCGGUCACUCAACAACGAUACUGGCCACUCUCGAUGACCUGACAAGCGACGAGGAGGCGGGCCUGGGCCGAGAUGGCAGCCUAUCAUCAGAGACCUCCGAGACCAUGACCACCGCCCAGUGUUUCAGCCAGAUGUACCGGAAGUCCCUACGCCUCACUUCCGAUCAGAUAGAGCGGUUGAACCUGCGGGAAGGGGCCAACAAGGUGGUGUUCAGCGUGACCACUCAGUACCAGGGCACCUGUCGCUGCGAGGCCGCCAUCUACCUGUGGAACUGGGACGACCGCGUCGUCAUCUCAGACAUCGACGGAACCAUCACCAAGUCUGAUGCUCUUGGGCAUAUCCUACCUCAGCUGGGGAAAGACUGGACGCACCAGGGCAUCGCCCGACUGUACCACAAAAUCCACCAGAACGGCUACAAGUUCCUGUACUGUUCAGCGCGGGCCAUCGGCAUGGCCGAUAUCACCAAGGGCUACCUGCAGUGGGUGAACGACAAAGGCACCGUCCUCCCCAAGGGCCCUGUUCUGCUGGCCCCCAGCAGUUUCUUCUCUGCCCUGCACAGAGAGGUGGUGGAGAAAAAGCCUGAGGUGUUUAAGGUUGCCUGCCUUACCGACAUCCGAGAUCUGUUCAACCCCCAGAGGCAGCCCUUCUACGCAGCCUUCGGUAACAGGACCAAUGAUGCCUAUGCCUAUAAGAAGGUGGGUGUCCCUGACACCAGGAUCUUCACUGUGAACCCCAAAGGAGAGCUCAUUCAAGAGAAGACCAAAGGGAACAAGUCAUCGUACACACACCUCGGCGAGCUGGUGGAGCACUUCUUCCCUGAGAUCUCCAAGGAUGGGACUUCAUCCUCCUUCCACUGCCCUGAGUACAGCCACUUUUCCUACUGGAGAGAGCCCCUACCACCACUGGACAUGUCCUCACUGGACUAGACACACACACACACACACACACACACACACCACUGGACAAGUCCUCUCUGGACUAGACACUAGCGCGCAUGCACACACUUUCUUUCCUCCCCUUUGCUACUUUUCCUUCUCUCUCGCUCUCUGUCGAUCCGUUUCUGAAUUCAUAAAUGGCUUUACUAAGUGUUCAUUGCCUGGAAUAUUCUAGAUGUGAAAGAUUCUCAUUUAAUAUACUCUAUAUUUUCCUGUGUCAUUAAUCUAAUGCAAUAGAGAAGACCAAGCUAAAGUGUAUGGAUUUCCAAAAAAUACUGGGAGACACACACAGACAUGCACAGAGCUAAAUUGAGACCAAAUAUGCAUUGAUGACUGUUCAGUUUACGCAACACUGUAUACUUCAUAUCGUGGAAUAUUGAUUGCAAAAUGUCACUGCACUGGCUGUGCCAUAUUGCCAUUAUCCAAACGAUACUGGAGCAAGGUACAUUUGUGCGUCUCAAGAGUUCCAAAAAGAGCGUUGCCACUUUAAAACACAGUUAGCAAACCUGCAUACUAAUAUACUAUACAAAUUAUAACAUCUACGUACAGACGCAACUGGACAAAAAUACCCUUCUGAGUUUUAAGUUUGUUUUCUCACUUGUUUGCCUGAACUUUCUACUUCAUUUGGAUACAAUUCCAUCCUAUAUAUUGUUUUGAAAAACAUAUUUAUUAGCUCAUUGUACUAUUGAGCGCAAAACAGCUUUUUAGCGUAGAAAAGGUAAGUAGGCCUUCAGCUUGAUUUGAAAACAAAGCCCCCCAAAAAACAAUGCCAAACCACGUGAGUAUUUAUGCCUUGUGUUCUAAUGGGACUGAUCUGGAAUUGUCCAACUUUCUCUCUGCCUGUACUCGCUAUAGUCCAUUGCAGUGACGACUCAGUAGUCUGCUUUAAAGGGAUAGUUCACCCACAUUUCUCCCUUUUUUCUGUACUUUAAAAGUAGUCCAUAGACUAUUAUGAUAGACUGCAGUACACUCUUCCCAUGUGAUGGUGGAACAUUGAAUGUCAGCAUGACCAAGUAACCGUACUUUGAGUUUUACAUUAGAUGAGUAAAGGACAAAACCAUUUUAUUUUUACAGUGCUAAAAUGAGAUUAGUGUAAAAACUCUAAAAAAGCAAUAGAAGUGUGUGUGCAUGUUGACCCCAAAGAGUAUAUUGUAGCUCGAAAAUACAGUCAUUGUAAUGGAGACAAUGUGUUGAGUUGUAGCCUAGCGUGAUGAGUAAGCCCGUCCGUCUGAGACCAAAAUUACUUGAACUGCUGCUUUUGACUGGAAGCUAGCUUUUUGAUCUAGUUUAUAGUUGACUUCGCUAUGUAUUUUGGAGCUCUUGCAUCAAGGAUUUGGUAGCAGUUGGAUACACACAGGCCCCAACUAGAAACGGGACCCAACCAGAAGCAAUGCCUAGCCCCUGCCCCCGCACAGUGGUCAGGGUGGUGCAUCAGGCUUCUUGCACCCUGGAAAAAGUGUUUCAGCUUUACACAAGAGACGAGGGAGUAGGGUCUAGGGGUUGUUUCAGGACAGGUGCAAUGGCAUAGUAGGUUAGAGGUUGAUUCUAAAGUCUGGGUUAAAGCUAUAGCCCCUCAUUAGCUUUUGUCACUCCGAGGUGCGUUAUGGGCGAGAUCUUAGCAGAAUGUGUGUUGCUACUAGUUAACAGUAGGCUCGGAUCACACCACUCUCUUUAAGGUUACUACACUUCAUGUUUUCGAGCUGAGCCAUAUAGAUAUUUAUAUAUGGUUUCGAUGCGGUUUUAUACGAGGCCGUACGUGAAUCGGGUGGUUCAGAAUCGGACACAUUCCAGGGUUGAUUAAAUAGAACCGGUUGGGGAAUUGAAAUGGUCUGAUUUGACACGGUGCCUUCUUGUUUAUAUGAUUCAUAAGCUUUUUAUAUGUAUUGAUAUUUCUAAAUAUAUUGUUUAAUGUCAUCCAAAGUAAUACCAUGGGCUCUGUGUGGAGACUAGAGAAAUUGCAUUGGACCCGAAAAGCCCUGUCGUUGCUGUAAGUUUUUAUCAAAUUAUCUUAAUAUAAAGUAAAUACUGUAAAACACA